Molecule: messenger RNA, 763 nt
Organism: Ochlerotatus camptorhynchus
Lineage: Eukaryota; Metazoa; Arthropoda; Insecta; Diptera; Culicidae
Gene: Alg13
Product: Alg13 UDP-N-acetylglucosaminyltransferase subunit
Exons: 2
Coding region: 173-685 (170 amino acids)
Biological process (GO): dolichol-linked oligosaccharide biosynthetic process
Molecular function (GO): hexosyltransferase activity
Source: RefSeq, a predicted model, not a curated record
AAACAGAGUAGACAACACAUCACUUCACUUCACUGACUACACCGGAUUCCGACAGCAUAACAGUAACAUCGUCAGAAACAGUUGGAAUCGGAGUCGUAAUUUAGUGUUACUAAUAGGCCAGACUAGAAAAUCAUUUCAUAUCGAAGUGCGGCUUCAAUCUCACAGACCAGAAAUGAAAAAGCCAACUUUCGAGCGAGUCUUUGUGACUGUCGGAUCUACUCAAUUUGAGGAACUGAUUGAUUCGGUCAUUGACAGCUCAGUGGUGAAUGAGCUGCGCCGGAUGGGUUGCCGGAAGCUGAUUCUCCAGAUAGGACGUGGCAAAGAUCCCAAAAUAGUGAAGGAAAUUUUCGGAAACGAUAUCGAUGUGACAUUUUUCGAUCUCAAAACCAGCAUCGCUGAGGACAUUAAGCAGGCAGAUUUGGUCAUCAGUCACGCUGGUGCUGGAAGUUGUAUCGAAGUGCUUGGAGCCGAGAAGCCGCUGGUAGUGGUGGUAAACGAAAGGCUGAUGGACAAUCAUCAAACCGAACUGGCGGAUCAGUUGUCCAAGGAGGGCUAUCUAAUGUACUGUACUCCAUCGACAUUGGCACAAACCCUUGCGGAGAGCGACUUUGGACAGCUUAAACAAUUUCCGCCGGGUUCGGUAUCAGAUUUCAUCAGCUAUCUGGAUGCAUUCAUGGGCUUUUAGAAAGUCUUGGUUUCCGCUGGGUGCUAUUUUUCGGAGGACCCGACAUAUUCAGUGAAUUAUUUAUACAUAUUUAUUAGU